Anoplophora glabripennis (Asian longhorned beetle) is the source of this 471-nucleotide messenger RNA. Its product is annotated as protein lin-32-like. Lineage: Eukaryota; Metazoa; Arthropoda; Insecta; Coleoptera; Cerambycidae. The transcript has 3 exons. Gene Ontology annotation, molecular function: protein dimerization activity. The record is from RefSeq and is a predicted model, not a curated record. Bases 1 to 471 code for a protein of 156 amino acids.
AUGGACGUGAUGAACCGCUAUUCCUCGGAACUGCCGGACAACCAGUACCUGCACCAGGCAAGGGGCUUCGACCAGAGCUACUUCGAGUCCUUCGCGAAGGAAGAGGAGACUGUAAAAAAUCCGGAGAUGUACGACGUCAACACUUACGAUAGUUUCAUGUCCACUACCAGCGACUUGACCGAUUUGAGCUCGUUAUCCGAGGCCGAGAAGAAAAACACGAGAGGUAGAAGAAAAAAUGUGGUGCGGGACCGCCCCACUUCCCCCUCCAUAAUGAAGAAACGAAGAUUAGCCGCUAACGCAAGAGAGCGACGGAGGAUGAAUGGACUGAAUGAGGCCUUUGACAGAUUGAGAGAAGUCAUCCCCAGCUUGGACGCUGAACACAAACUCAGCAAGUUCGAAACGUUGCAGAUGGCACAGACGUACAUAUCGGCUCUCAGGGAAUUACUUGAAAAAAGUGACAUGAACAGGUAA